Gadus morhua (Atlantic cod) is the source of this 2717-nucleotide messenger RNA. RefSeq names its product nucleolar protein dao-5. Gene Ontology annotation, cellular component: microtubule cytoskeleton. The transcript has 7 exons. The coding region runs from base 129 to 1880 and encodes 583 amino acids. The record is from RefSeq and is a predicted model, not a curated record. Gene Ontology annotation, biological process: negative regulation of microtubule depolymerization. Lineage: Eukaryota; Metazoa; Chordata; Actinopteri; Gadiformes; Gadidae.
ACACAUUGACCAAUGCCAACGCAUAACCGCCAAAGUCAAAAAGACGCGUUGUUAUUUUCCUACGGACAGUCGUACUGUGUGUUCCAGAAAGGUCAGAGGCAGUAGAAGGCUUUUUGACUACAAACAACAUGGAUGUUUCACGACGAAAUCCAACCAAAAAAGGAAAUAAGGAAAAUGCGGAACCAGCGCAUGAGCCCAAGCCUUCCAAAACAAGAACGGAUCCGGUGGCCCCUCGACCCUUCAAAAGGAUUGAAACGCAACCGAACCAAGAUGGUGAUUCCACGCAGGGUGACAUGCAGUUAAUAAAAACUGUCAUCAAUACCGUGCAGAAAAAUGCCAAAGCAAUGCCCGCCGGAAACGCCAAUAAAAGACAGACUCUCAGUAAGGCUUUUCUCACAGAACAGGCAGUCAAACAGAAGAAAAUCAUUGAGUCUGCCAAGCCACCUCAGCCCCACACCAAACCAGCCCCGGGACUGUAUAAGGGCAAAGUGAUCCAGUCCAAAAUUGGAUCUAUUUGGAAGACAAGUGUUGUAGCUAAUGAGGGGGAUAAGAAACCUACUGCCAGGCCUUCAACCGCAAAAGUAGAAAGCCGAAGGGUUGACCACUUAUCGAAGAGGUUGACCAUGUCUGUCGCAGACUUGCCAUGCCGAGCUGACCACAAGCCCAAAUCUACAAGAUCUAAGUCUGUGUCGGACAGGCCAUUGCCAGUCCCCAAGCGGCCGGUCACUAGCCGGCCCACAACUGCAUUGCGCACUGCUCCCCCUCCCCACCGUAGCACAAGGCCAGCGCCCCCCAUCUCUGCUAAGACCAGUGUGAUGACCAAAGAAACGGAGAAUAGGAAUGUAAGAGACAAGAAAGUCUACCAGCCUUCGGUUUCUAGCAGCCUCAGUCAGUAUAGGGUGCCCAUGGAGUCUGCCGCAGAAAGAAGGGCAAAAUUGGCCGACUGGCUUGCGUCCAAGGGCAAGGUUCCGAAGAGACCAGUAAUGUCUGCAACAUUAACAGCCAAAACACUGCCAGCCAAAACGAGUCGUGUCGAGCCUGAGCCCAGCCAGGUCCCCACUACUACGGCUGUGGUUCCUGUUCCCAGUGCUAGCCAGCCUGGAGAGGCCGCGAGGGGUGAAGACCCAGCCAUAGAUGCAUCGUCGCCCCUCACCAUGAACGCCACCCUGGACCUGCUGGAUAACUCUGAUUUGGAUCUACCCGUUUACCCGGAAGCUGGAGUGAAUGACAUUGUGGUGAACCUGUGCGAGGCCCUGUCAGCCCUGGCAACAGAUGAAGAUGAACUUCAACAGAAGGAUCAGUCUGACGAUUGUGAAAUGGCUGACGGCAUGGCAAACCAAGACAAAAAGGAACUGUCUGAGAAUGUCGCUGAUUGCAAGGAGGUGAAGGAGGAUGAAGAAACGGAGGUGGAGGUUAAGGAGGAAGAAGAGACAGAAAGUGAUUCAGAGGAGGAAGAUGACUGCAAGGAAUAUGAAAUUGAUGAAGAGGAGAGUGAAAUGAAGAAGACUGAGGCGACACCGAUGAUGGAGGAUGCGUCGUCUGUGAAGUACAACGUUAAAACCACCCCCUACCUGCAAAGUGUGAAGAAGGGCCUGCAGGGCGAGGUCCGCAGCGCGUGCGCCGGCUCCAGGAAGAGGCUGGGCAUCAAGGACCUCAAGUUCCUCACCCCCGUGCGUCGCUCCAGCCGCAUCCACCGCAACUCCUGCCGGCUGCCUCCCCUGGUGCUGGACCACGACCCCUGCGUGACCUCGCUGGCUGAGCUUGUCCAGCUGGACGGCGACGACGACUCCAACGCCUACAUUUACAGGAAAAACCCUGCCUUGCUCAAGGACUCGCCGGAUCCCGAGAAAGAACUUUUAAAUGAUUCAGAGUAUUUUUAAAUGAGUUGACUGUAUUGGGGUGGGGGGGUUUCAGUUACUGGAACUUCUCGGCAGAUUAGUUCCAGUAGUUUUAAAGCGAUGAUUAUAUCAAUGUUAUACACUAAAAUAACCAAGCUACAGAUAAGUUCUUUAUGUAAAAAUGUCAAUGAUACUAAUAUUAGUAGGGUUAGGUUUGGUUUGCCUUAAAGUGAAAUCCAGCGAAAGUUGAGCCCUGAGUCUUUUUCGGCAUGAAAACCCAUAAAAUAAGUCGAGUAUAGAGCUUGCCCAAAGUUGCCCGGAGCAAUUUGACCUCCCAAAUGGCUUCCAUGUUAUUGGCUAGGGGCACAGCGAACGCUUUUAACCACUAAUCUUGCUCAAAAUAGAACUAAAUCUCUGCAGUAGCAUGAUUAGGGUCCCUGCACAUAAAACAAAGCAUCAACAACUUAAAUAGCAUACCGGAGUAUAUUAAAGAGUGUUUUCCAAGUCUUAUAAGCUAAGUUGUUGAAGCUUCGUUUAAUGUGUGCUACUGUGAAGGUUUGGUGCCAUUUUGAGCAAUAUUAGUGGUUAAAGAAAUGAAGAUUUGGAAGCGUUGGCAGUGCCCCUAGCCAAUAACAUGGAAGUCAUUUGGGCUGUUGCCUUGCUCGGGGGAACUUUGGGCAAGCUCUAUACCCGAUUAUCAAUGGAAAAAAAGUGUCUGGGGGCUUAUUUUAUGGUUUCAUGCCGAAAAAGACCCUGGGUUCAAUUUGUCGGAAUGACACCUUAAAUGUGCAAACUGAUACAUGCCACCAACUUGUGAUGUAUAAAACAGACGUGUGUAACGGGAUAGACUACUCAAUAAAACCUGAAUUAUAUAUUUAA